Dictyostelium purpureum is the source of this 1713-nucleotide messenger RNA. RefSeq lists its product as uncharacterized. Lineage: Eukaryota; Evosea; Eumycetozoa; Dictyosteliales; Dictyosteliaceae. The record is from RefSeq and is a predicted model, not a curated record. Gene Ontology annotation, biological process: protein N-linked glycosylation. Bases 1 to 1713 code for a protein of 570 amino acids. The transcript has 4 exons. Gene Ontology annotation, molecular function: alpha-(1->6)-fucosyltransferase activity.
AUGUUAUUUACUAAAAAUAAUAGUAAUAAUAAAGAUUUAAUUUAUAUUCAAAUAUCUUACGAUUUUAAUAAGAUCAAAAGAUUAAAAAACCACAAUAAUAAUAAAAAUAAUAAACAAAUAUCAAGUUUUUAUUCUUCAAAAAUAAUAAACUCAUUUAAUGAACCCCUAAACUUUAUCUCUGAAUUCUAUUACCAACAAAAAGAUUUAUCACCAUUUUUUAACUAUAAUCUAAAUAAUAAUAAUAAAAACAAUAAUUAUAUAAAAAUUAAAAACUUUAAAGAUUUAUUAAAUAAUUUAAACAAUAAUAAAAACACAUUUAAUCAUUUAAUAAUUGAUAUUUAUUCACUAAAAGAUAUUGAUUACUUGUUAAAAUUAAUAUUUCAAAUAGAUAAUUCAAUAAACAGUUCUAUUACGAUAUUUGGAAUGUGUCAAAUUAAAGAAACUUUAGAAGAAAGAAUGGAUCAUUUUUUAACAGUCAAUAGGGUUUGGUCAUAUAAAUAUAAUUUGGGUUGUUGUAAAUAUAACAAUAUUAACGAAACGACAGAAUAUAGUCAAUUAUUACAGAUUGUGAAAGUAGAUUCUAGAUUCCCAACUUUUAAUUUUUACAAAAAAUUAGAUACAUUUCAGUUUAAUAAUUUAAAUAGCAAUAUAAAUUAUAAAGAAUACAAUUGUAUAUCAGGCAUCAAUAAAAUAUCCAAAAGUAAUAAUAAAGUGUUAAUUCAUUCAUUAAGGCCAUAUGGAAUGAUUUCAAGUUUUCAUUUUUUAGGUUACUCUCUUACAAGAUCAUUGGAAUGGGGGAGAACUUUAAUUGUGGAUGAUACAGAAUUUUUAUUCUCGAACUUAAUUACCGAUUUGCUGUUGCCAGUAUCAAACUGCAAAAUAAACAACUAUAAUUAUAAUUUUAGCAAAGAAUCGGUUCAAGUAUUAAACCAUAUAGAAGAAAAGGAAUAUGAUGAUUCUAAAAGAAUUUCAAUUAUAACCAGUGAUUAUAGGGUUUAUGUAAAUUUUAUUGGUUGUUCAAAAUUUCCAAAUCAAUAUUUUUUAAAUAAUGACCUAUUUUUAUUUAAAUCACAUAUUAUGAAUUGGUUGAUUCGACCAAAUCAUAAAAUUAGAAAACUAUUGGAAUUUUAUAAAAAUGAAUUUUUUGGUAAUUCACCACUAAAGAAAUGUUUAGCAAUACAAAUAAGAAAUGGUGAUAAAAUUAUAGAGUUGGAUAAAAAUACAAACACAAAUAAUAAUAUAAAAAAUAAUCCAAUAAAAUCUUUAGUUUAUUUAAAUCAAUAUAUAGAUUUUAUUAAAAAUGAUUCGUAUUGUAAACAAUUUGAACAUAUUAUUUUAAUUACAGAUAAUCAAACGGUGAUCGAUAAUGAAUUGCCCAUAAUCGAAAAAAACAAUCCAAAUUUGCAUUUCCACUAUUUAAAGAAUAUUAUUAGAAAUGAUGAAACUUAUAAAUUUGGUGACUAUUUACUAGAAAACAAUCGAGAUGAAGAUGGUUUAAGAAAAAUAAAAACCAAACCAAAUUAUAAAAUUGGUGAAGGUCUGUUAUCCGAAAUUCUUUUGGCAUCUGAAUGUGAUUUCUUUUUAGGUUCUUUAACGUCCAAUGUCGCUAGAUUGAUAGUUGAACUUAUGAAUGCCAAUAGAUUAACUUCUCCUUCUCUAAGAAUUCAAUUAUUUAAAUCACUAGAUAAUUCGAAUUGGUUUGCUGAUCCCUAA